Prionailurus viverrinus (fishing cat) is the source of this 786-nucleotide messenger RNA. RefSeq names its product claudin 18 (gene CLDN18). The record is from RefSeq and is a predicted model, not a curated record. Bases 1 to 786 code for a protein of 261 amino acids. Gene Ontology annotation, biological process: bicellular tight junction assembly; cell adhesion. Lineage: Eukaryota; Metazoa; Chordata; Mammalia; Carnivora; Felidae. The transcript is spliced from 5 exons. Gene Ontology annotation, cellular component: bicellular tight junction; plasma membrane. Gene Ontology annotation, molecular function: structural molecule activity.
AUGUCCACCACCACGUGCCAAGUGGUGGGCUUCCUCCUGUCCCUCCUGGGCCUGGCGGGGUGCAUCGCCGCCACGGGGAUGGACAUGUGGAGCACCCAGGACCUGUACGACAACCCCGUCACCUCCGUGUUCCAGUACGAGGGGCUCUGGCGGAGCUGCGUGAGGCAGAGCUCAGGGUUCACUGAGUGCAGGCCCUACUUCACCAUCCUGGGCCUUCCAGCCAUGCUGCAGGCAGUGCGAGCCCUGAUGAUCGUGGGCAUUGUCCUGGGUGCCAUCGGCCUGCUGGUGUCCAUCUUUGCCCUGAAGUGCAUCCGCAUAGGCAGCAUGGAGGACUCUGCCAAAGCCAAUAUGACACUGACCUCUGGGAUCAUGUUCAUCAUCUCAGGUCUCUGUGCAAUCGCUGGAGUAUCUGUGUUUGCCAACAUGCUGGUUACUAACUUCUGGAUGUCUACAGCGAACAUGUACACUGGGAUGGGUGGGAUGGUGCAGACUGUUCAGACCAGGUACACCUUUGGUUCGGCCCUGUUCGUGGGCUGGGUCGCUGGAGGCCUGACGCUAAUUGGGGGUGUGAUGAUGUGCAUUGCCUGCCGGGGCCUGGUGCCUGAGGAAACCACCUACAAAGCCGUGUCUUAUCAUGCCUCAGGCCACAAUGUCGGCUACAAGCCGGGAGGCUUCAAGGCCAGCACUGGCUUUGGGCCCAACAGCAAAAACAAGAAGAUAUACGAUGGGGGUGCCCGCACAGAGGACGAGGUACAGUCUCAUCCUUCCAAGUACGACUAUGUAUAA